Molecule: messenger RNA, 1650 nt
Organism: Aspergillus terreus NIH2624
Lineage: Eukaryota; Fungi; Ascomycota; Eurotiomycetes; Eurotiales; Aspergillaceae
Exons: 4
Coding region: 1-1650 (549 amino acids)
Source: RefSeq, a predicted model, not a curated record
AUGUCUGAUACUCAGAAGCCUGUUGAGGAGACCCCCGUCGCCGCUCCGGUCACCGACGCUCCUGCGGCCACCGAGACCCCCGCCACUGAGGCUCCCAAGGAGACUCCUGCGGCCGCUGAGUCCUCCGAGGCGGCUCCUGCCACCGAGGAAACCAAGAAGGAGGAGGAACAGCCCAAGGAGGAGGCCAAGGAAGAGCCUAAGGAGGUCACCCCCGCCUCCGAGGGUGUCCUGGGCUACAAGGCUCCCGGUCUGGUCAAGGGCCUUCGCUUCGCCAAGCGCUUCUUCUACUUCAGCGACGACGCCGUCGAGGCCAAGCAGCUCGCCACCUACCAGCAGAAUGAGAAGCCCGCUGUCGCCCACCCCACCGUCGCCUGGGCUACCCAGACCGGUAAGGGUCUGCUCUUCAUCGUCAAGCGUGCGGAGGACAAGGCCACGCCUGCCGGUAUCCUGAACCUUAUCUCCGAUCUUACCAAGGAGAGCUCCACUGAGUUCCUUUUCAAGAUCAACGGCCAGAAGCACACCUUCCAGGCCGCCAACGCCGCCGAGCGUGACAGCUGGAUUGCCGCCAUCGAGGCCAAGUCCGCCGCCGCCAAGGCCGAGAAGGAGACCAUCACCUCCAGCGAGGGAUACAAGGCUGAGCUGGAGAAGCUGACCAAGCCUGCUGUCCCUGAGCCCGCCAAGAAGGCCGCUGAGCCCAAGGAGGAGCCCAAGAAGGAGGAGGCUGCGGAAGAAGCCAAGAAGGACGAGGCCGCCCCUGCUGAGGAGCCCAAGGACGAGGCCAAGGAGAAGGCCAAGAGCCGCUCCCGCUCCCGCAAGCGCACUAGCAUCUUUGGUAUUCUGGGCCGUUCGGGCGAGAAGGAUGCUGAGGCCGCCGAAAAGAAGGAGGAGAAGGCUGAGGAGGCUAAGCCCGCCGAGGCCUCCGCUGAAGCCCCCGCCGAGUCUUCUGCUGCUGCUGAGACCACCGAGGCCGCCCCCGCCGCUGAGGAGCCCAAGAAGGAGGAGCAGCCCAAGGAGGAGGCCAAGGAAGAGAAGAAGGAGGAGAAGAAGGACGACAAGAAGUCCAAGCGUACCUCCAUCUUCGGUAACCUCUUCCAGAAGGUCGCCAGCCCUUCUCACGAGAAGUCGGAGAAGGAAGCCGCCGCCCCCGCUGAGACCCCUGCUGUUUCCAGCACUGCUCCCCAGCUUGACAACCCCGUCGAGGGUGAGGCCUCUCAGCCCAAGGAGGACAAGGUGGAGGCUGCUCCUGAGGCUACUGCGGAGGGUGAGGCUGCUAAGGACGCCACCCCUGCCCAGUCCCCCGCUGCCGAGACCCCUGCUGGCAACAAGGAGAAGCGUCGCACUUCUUUCUUCGGUAACUUUGGCAAGAAGAAGGCUGACUCGGACAACGAGGGCACCGACGGCGAGGCCAAGUCCAAGGGCAACAAGCUCGGUGGUCUGUUCCGCAAGCCCAGCAAGGCUGUGAAGUCUGAGACCAAGGAGACCUCCGCCGAGACUACCGAGGCCAAGGAGGAGGCUGCCCCCAAGGAGGCCCCCGUUGAGGAGUCCCCUGCCGAGGAGAGCGCGAAGCCCGCCGAGGCUACCACCAACGGCGAGGAGUCCAAGCCCGCCAACGUCGCCGCCACUUCCACUCCUGUCCAGGCUGCUGCGUGA